AUGAUCACAAACCAAGCAGCUCAGAUAACUGCUGUACCAAGUCGUUCUGAAGACGCUUUCAGUAGACCUGUUUGCAAACCUCGCACAAUUCCUACAACAAAGACUGCAAAACCUGCUAUGUUAGUUGAAAAGACAUCAGACACGAGAACUGCGAAACCCAUGAUGCCCAUACCCAUAACUGCUCUUUAUAAGGAACAGAAAUCAACCAGCUCCUCUACCGCUCGAUCUCCAGAUGAAAGGUUUGAACGAAAACUAUUUCGAUAUAAUGCAGAGGAUAAACGACCCAGCAAAGCACAAACCAGUUUACGAGCAUCGGCAAAAGGUAAAAUUUACUCCUUGUUGAGAAAGGAAUAA
Cylicocyclus nassatus is the source of this 354-nucleotide messenger RNA. NCBI's taxonomy places the organism in Eukaryota, Metazoa, Nematoda, Chromadorea, Rhabditida, Strongylidae. The record is from the annotation of a GenBank genome assembly.